GCAGCGAGUGGCGGGGAAUGCAACAUCCCGCCAAUGGAUGACUUCGUCUUCCUCCUCCUCACCCUCUCCCUUUGCGUCGCCGCCAGGUUUCUUCUCCCCUUCCUAUCAACUAGCAGGCGGCGGAAGCAGAGCGCAGGCGGUGACGCCCUCAGUCUCCCUCCCGGCCCGACCUAUAUCCCCCUCCUCACGCCCAUCCUGUGGCUCCGCCGCUCAGCGUUCGAAGUCGAGCCCUAUCUCCGCCUUCUUCGACGAAAUCACGGUCCCGUCUUCGCGCUCCGCAUCACCUCCCUACCGGCCGUCUUCGUCGCCGACCGACGCCUGGCCUACGAGGUGCUCAUCCGCCAGGGCGCCGUCUUCGCUGACCGCCCAUCGACGAACCCGGCCAACCGCCUGCUCUCCAGCGAUCAUCACAACAUCAGCUCGGCCUCCUAUGGCCCGAAGUGGCGCCUCCUCCGCCGAAACCUGACCUCCGGGGUCCUCCAUUCCGCCCGCAUCCGGCGCUUCGCAGAGUCCCGCAGGUGGGUGCUAGGGAUACUCCUGCAGCGGCUGCGAGCCCGGGCGGACGCCGACGGUGGCCUCGUGGUGGUCAUGGAGAGUUUCCAGCACGCCAUGUUCUGCUUGCUCGUGCUCAUGUGCUUCGGCGAGAAGUUAGACGAGAAGGCCAUCGGCGACAUCGAGAGCAUGCAGAGGAAUCUUCUCAAAAUGAUCGGCAUGCGCCGUAGGCAAGAGGAGCUCUUCCUUCCUCUGAUCCAAGCGCGGAGGGGGCUCAACCGCAGUACGGGACAAAAAGAAGAAGAAGAAGAAGAAGAAGAAAGGGCUUACUCGUAUGUGGAUUCGCUGCUGGGAGUACGGCUCCCGGAGGACGGAGGAGAACGAGAGCUCGACGACAGUGAGAUGGUAUCCCUCUUCUCCGAGUUCAUGAGCGCCGGCACCGACACAACUGCGACCGCGCUGCAGUGGAUCAUGGCGCACCUAGUGAGGGACCCGCGGGUACAGCAGAAGCUAUUCGACGAAAUCCGUGAGGUAACGGGGGAGAAUCACGAGGUGAGCGAGGAGGACGUGCUGCAGAACCGGCUGCCGUACCUGAAGGCGGUGAUCCUGGAGGGGCUGCGGCGGCACCCGCCCGGCCACUUCGUGCUGCCGCACAUCGCGGCGGAGGACGCGGUGUUGGAGGGGCACCUGAUACCUAAAGGCGCGGCGGUCAAUUUCACGGUGGCGGAGAUGGGGUGGGACGAGGAGGAGUGGACGGCGCCUAUGGAGUUCCGACCGGAAAGGUUCUUGGCUGGAGGGGAAGGCGAGGGGGUGGAUCUGACGGGGAGUCGGGAGAUCAAGAUGAUGCCGUUCGGGGCGGGGCGGAGGAUAUGCCCAGGGAUGGCCCUCGCACUGCUCCACCUCGAGUAUUUCGUGGGGAAUCUGGUGAAGCAGUUCGAGUGGAAAGCCGCGGUCGAAAGCGAGGAGGUAGACCUGACAGAGAUGCUCGAAUUUACCGUCGUCAUGAAGCAUCCCUUGCGAGCUCGGAUUACUCCAAGAAGUACUAUGCAGACGGUCCGUGUCUAGGACUGGAGUUUCACCGUGGGCCGCAGUACGUUGUUGUUCAUGAUGCUAUUGCUAUAUGAAACCGAAUAGAACUAAAUCUGCAUAUUUGGACAAUAGAAUUAAACAUCUUGAAUCUCAGUCAUUUGGCCCGGUCCAAUUAUAUAUGUCAAAUUAUUAUUAUCAGUUAAUUUUAAUUAGCUUAUAUAAUAA
This is a messenger RNA of Zingiber officinale, 1746 nucleotides long. Its product is annotated as cytochrome P450 89A2-like. Bases 34 to 1557 code for a protein of 507 amino acids. Gene Ontology annotation, cellular component: membrane. Lineage: Eukaryota; Viridiplantae; Streptophyta; Magnoliopsida; Zingiberales; Zingiberaceae. The record is from RefSeq and is a predicted model, not a curated record. Gene Ontology annotation, molecular function: heme binding; oxidoreductase activity, acting on paired donors, with incorporation or reduction of molecular oxygen, NAD(P)H as one donor, and incorporation of one atom of oxygen; iron ion binding. The transcript has 2 exons.